AUGGCAGCCAUUCUGAAGCUAAACUAUACGUCAGUGUCUGAAUUCCUCCUCGUUGGUUUCUCCACCUUCCCCCACCUUCAGCUCAUGUUCUUCCUGCUCUUCCUGCUGAUGUACCUGUUCACGCUGCUGGGGAACCUGCUCAUCAUGGCCACCAUCUGGAGGGAGCCCAGCCUCCACACGCCCAUGUACCUCUUCCUGUGCGCCCUCUCCAUCUCCGAGGUCCUCUACACCUUUGCCAUCAUCCCACGCAUGCUGGCCGACCUGCUCUCCACCGACCGCUCCAUCUCCUUCAAGGCUUGUGCCAGCCAGAUGUUCUUCUCCUUCACGCCCGGCUUCACCCACUCCUUCCUGCUCACCGUCAUGGGCUACGACCGCUACGUGGCCAUCUGCCACCUCCUGCGCUACAACGUGCUCAUGAGCCCCCGUGGCUGCGCCUGCCUGGUGGCCUGGUCCUGGGCUGGAGGCUCAGUUGUUGGGCUGGUGGUGACAUCAGCCAUUUUCCAACUCACCUUCUGUGGGUCUAAUGAGAUCCAUCAUUUUGUUUGCCAUGUAGAGUCUCUUCUGAAGUUGGCCUGUGGAGAGAACAUCUCCAUUCUGGCCGUGGGCGUGGGCCUGGUGUGUAUCUCAGCCCUGCUGGUCUGCUGUCUCCUCAUCCUCCUCUCUUAUGCCUUCAUCGUGGCUGCCAUCUUGAGGAUUCCAUCAGCCGAGGGUCGGCACAAAGCCUUCUCCACCUGUGCGUCCCACCUCACCGUGGUGGUCGUGCACUAUGGCUUUUCCUCUGUCAUCUACCUCAAGCCCAAGGGUCCCCAGUUUCUGGAAGGAGACGCCCUGAUGGGCAUCACCUAUACAGUCCUCACUCCCUUCCUCAGCCCCGUCAUCUUUAGCCUCAGGAACAAGGAGCUGAAGAACGCCAUGAAGAAGGCCUUUCUCAGCAGACUCUUUCCCUCCAACAUCUGA
Hippopotamus amphibius kiboko is the source of this 957-nucleotide messenger RNA. Its product is annotated as olfactory receptor 10H1-like. The record is from RefSeq and is a predicted model, not a curated record. Gene Ontology annotation, biological process: G protein-coupled receptor signaling pathway. Gene Ontology annotation, cellular component: membrane. Gene Ontology annotation, molecular function: G protein-coupled receptor activity; olfactory receptor activity. Bases 1 to 957 code for a protein of 318 amino acids. The transcript has a single exon. NCBI's taxonomy places the organism in Eukaryota, Metazoa, Chordata, Mammalia, Artiodactyla, Hippopotamidae.